This is a messenger RNA of Acanthaster planci (crown-of-thorns starfish), 3740 nucleotides long. RefSeq names its product mitochondrial intermediate peptidase (gene mipep). Gene Ontology annotation, biological process: peptide metabolic process. Gene Ontology annotation, cellular component: mitochondrion. Gene Ontology annotation, molecular function: metalloendopeptidase activity. NCBI's taxonomy places the organism in Eukaryota, Metazoa, Echinodermata, Asteroidea, Valvatida, Acanthasteridae. The record is from RefSeq and is a predicted model, not a curated record.
UUGACGCGUACGGUACGGUUACUUGAAAUUGAUGUGCGCGGAGCAGCUGGCAGACCGCCCAGAGAUGAAAGACUUUUGUGGCCCAAGUUACUUGGCUAAGUAACAUUAACCAUGCAUUGACCGAUUAAUUCUUGUAAAGAGCAGAGGCGUUUCAGAAUAUAGGCCACACAGAGAAGUGGUGUCAUGUCUGCAGCCAGGCUUGGCCACCUGGCACGGUUCACCAACAGUCUACUCCGUCCCACUCAAUACAUAGUCGGGAGUAGGCCUGAUCCCUGUCACAAGUACCAGAGGGUAACCACAUGGUCACCCCUAGCAUCAGCGUUCAAUGCAAGACCCAAGAGGCAACUAGAAACAAGUGGACAGAAUGUGGGUCUGUUUGGGAUGCCAGAGCUGACCAGCCCAGGAGGGUUUGCGGAGGCCCAGAGGGUAUCCGUCCAGGAGGCGGAAGAGCUUGUUCAAGAGGCCAUCCGGUCCCCCACCAGCGCCCACAUUGUGGUCCUCUUUGACAAGCUUUCUGAUGCCCUGUGCAGAGUGGCUGACUUGGCUGACUUCGUCCGAGUGGCUCACCCAGACCAGCGAUUUGCGAGGGCGGCUGAAGACGCUUGCGUACACAUCAGUGCAAUGGUUGAACAGUUGAACACAAACGUAGACUUGAAGGAGUCCCUCCAGCGAUUGCUAGACGACACUGCUACCUUCUCAGCCAUGGACGAAGAGUCCCAGAUUGUGGCCAGGCUGUUCAUGUUUGACUUUGAGCAGAGUGGGAUACACCUUGAGCAGGCAAAGAGGCAAGAGUUUGUGAGACUGAAUGAAGUGAUCCACAUUCUCGGGAGCCAGUUUGUGCAAGGAACGCAGACAGCCAAUGCCAUCGAGAAGAGACGUCUGCCGCAACACAUUCAGCACUCCUUUGCCGUUGACGGGGAGAACGUCGCCAUCGGUUCUCUGUAUGGCGAUAACCCCAGCGACCUGGUUCGUGAGGCUGCCUACAAGAUCUUCCUCUUCCCCAACCCCACCCAGUCCCAGCUCUUGGACCGUCUCCUAGAUUCCCGGCACAGGCUGGCCAGCCUAGUCGGUUUUUCCUCCUACGCCCAGCGGGCCUUGCGUGGCACCAUGGCCCAGACGCCAGAUAACGUCAUGCAGUUUCUGACGUCAACCGGAGACAGAUUAUUUGACAGAGUUUCCAAGGAAAUUGAGCUCAUGAAGGAAAUGAAGAAAGAGUGUAAUCCCUUUAACCCGGAUAUUUUUGCUUGGGAUCCUUCGUAUUACAUCGGAGCUGUGAGGAAUAAGAGAUAUCAUAUCACAAACUCGGAGUACGCCCCCUACUUCUCGGUCGGUGCUUGCAUGGAUGGUCUCAGUCUGAUCUUCAGCAAACUGUAUGGUGUGACACUGGAGAAUGUGGAGGCCGAACGGGGAGAGCUCUGGGCACCAGAUGUCUUGAAACUGGCAGUGACUCACGAAACAGAAGGAGUUAUGGGAUACAUCUACUGCGACCUGUUUGAGCGCCCCGGCAAGCCUCAGCAGGACUGCCACUUUACCAUAAGGGGAGGCCGGAGACUAGACGAUGGCUCCUACCAACUGCCUAAAGUGGUUCUGGUCUGCAGUUUCAGUCCUCCGAGACAAGGUGCACCCUCUCUGCUGAGUCACGGGAUGAUGGAGAAUCUUUUCCAUGAGUUUGGCCAUGCAAUGCACUCCAUGCUUGCUAGGACUCGCUACCAGCACGUGACUGGGACGCGCUGUGCCACUGACUUUGCCGAGGUGCCCUCCAUACUGAUGGAAUACUUUGCCAACGAUUACAGAGUCCUGAAAGAGUUUGCCAGGCAUCAUAAAACUGACCAGACCCUGCCCGAGGAGAUGAUAGCCCGUCUCUGCACCUCCAAGAAGCAAUUUGCCGCCUUUGACAUGCAAACCCAAGUCUUCUAUUCCAUCCUAGACCAAGUCCUCCAUGGGGAGCAUCCAUUAAGAAAGACCACCGUUGAAAUUUUGAGCGAGGUACAGAACCAGUAUUCUAGCAUCAAGCAUGUUCCAGGAACAGCCUGGCAUUUACGUUUUGGUCACCUCGUAGGUUACGGGGCCAAGUAUUACUCCUACCUGCUGUCGCGUGCCGUGGCGUCCAGCAUUUGGCACAAAUGCUUUGCAGCCGAUCCCCUGAGCCGGGAUACCGGGGAACGGUACCGCUGGGACAUGCUGGCCCACGGCGGGGGCAGGGAACCAACGUUGUUGGUACAGAAUAUGAUUGGCAAGAAGUUGUCCAAUGAGGAUUUGGUGCGAGCUUUACUGGAGGAAACAGAGGAGCACUAACAAACACAUCAAACAUCGAAUGAGAUCACCUCUUUAGACCAAAUGCUCUUUAGACCAAUUGGAGUGACUCAACAUUGCUGAACUAUCAUAGGAGGUCACAAGCCAACAGAACAAUGGAGCACAUUGUAGGAAGAUUGGAAAAUACGGCUCUGAAUCAUCGUACCUUGUCCUCGCUCUUGCAACCAAAUCUUGUGGCGCCCCCUUCCUGUAUCUGCUUUGGAAGCUGCAAUCAUAACGGCAUGGUUUUUGUUCUUCAGCUUGCAUUGAUAUCCCAUGCUGGGCACCAGCCAUAUCUUCAAAAGCACUGUAGCUGGUAAAGCAUUGCCUAGUUCUGCAAGUCAACGAGUGAUGAGCUGGAAAUUUAUUUUGAUGGGUGGGGGAGACAUGGGACGGAACUCUUUGUAUUGUAAAUCAUUCUCAUCGGGCACACAGUGACAAUGACUCCUGUUUUUUGCCAUUGACAUCCAGUAGUUAGUAGCCAUAGCCGUAGCUAACAAAAGCCACUUCAGAUGUGGCCUCUCGCUCCAUUGUAAAAUCAGAAAACAGGUAGUAAGUCAUUGUCCUUGUGACUUUUUUGCCACAGCAUCAAUCCAGUUUAAACACUCAUAAAUCAAAUUGGCUAUGCAUUCUGUGCAAAACUGCGCUUGAGAAUUCAGUAAGACCAGAGAGUGCAUAAAAUUUUCAUUGCUCAACGUAACGGAUUCAACUUACGAAGUACUGAGGACGUUGCUGUCCUAUGUGAACUGAGGUCAUGUCUCUGCUCUGUCGUCCAAACCACCAUUGUGUACAUUCUGUGACGUAACUGUGCUACUGCAUUGUUCACCAGCAACAGCUGAAGAAGGACCUGUGGCGUGUAGCUAUAGCUGCUGUGUAUGCAUGCAAAAUUUGCAAAGAGUAUUCACUUCAUUGAUUUUGCUCAAACCCUUGCAUGAGCAAUGGAACAAGAGCGCCCUCUGUUGGCAUCCUAGUGGAGUGCAGCACAAGUUCUCAGUAGUCCCUGUAGGUUCAUCACGAAUCAAAGCAUUUGACCGUUUUUUUAAAUAAACUGUGGCAGAAGCUUUUUUUUCUGUACAUGGUGUCCUGCUUUUGACUGGACAGAAGAAAAUACUUGUGAUUAAACUUACAAUAGACUGUUUUGCACACUCCCAGUUUUUCCUGUAAGAUCAUAUUCCCACAAAGUUUUAAAAAUGAAAACGGAAAAGGUUAGAAACAUACGAAGAAAUAACAAAGUUUGUGUGGCUAUGUUCAAUUAUUUUCUGACCACAGCUCCAUUAUUGGAGGUCAGUGUGAUGAAACCACUCAGUUUACAAAUUUAGCUCAGAUUCAAGUUAAUGCAGUCAGUGUAAUAGCAAGAUUUGCAUGUUUGGUUGCCGUUUGUAUACUUUGUUUGAAAUCAAAUUAUUUUGAAUAAAACAAAAAAUAUCGAAAUAAAUAUUGCAGAAACU